GGGAGCCAGAGUCCACGAAGGCUAACAGCUUUUAGCUGACUUUGUAACUUAUACCUGAUUCUAAAUGUUUUAGACAGCAGACUUAUAGCAUUUUUUUUAUUUUGAAGGCGCUAUAUAUUUAAUUCUGAGCCAAUAUAUUUAUACACAUACCUUUAUCGUUUAUUUUUCUAGCCUUCAUUUGACAUUUCAGGAGCACUGAACCUGGGUGUAGCACUGAAGCUGUCAGACACCAGCGACACCACACUUGUUUCGUGACAUGGAAGUUGUGAAAUAACGAACUAGACGAACCUGAGUGAUUUAACAACAGCAAAAACAGCAGCUCUGUCAAUAGCGUUUCAGGUAUCAACUGAAAUGUCAUGUGACAUGUCCUGUCCACUCGUAUGCUUGUCAUGACGUCGCUGUCAUCAGGGAGGUGAAGAAGAAUACAUGUAGACAUGUAGCUUGUUUUCCGCUGCUUAACACACUGUCUCAGCUUCAGCUCUGUUAUCACCGGUGACUCAUCAUGAUGCUGUCCACACUGCAUCUCGCGCUGGUCUUCUGGAGCACACUUAUUUACACACAAAGCCUUGAGCUCUUCGACUUCUCCAAGGACGAUGCGCUCACCUGCAGCAAGGGUCUUAAUGAUUGUGACAUAAAACCAGGUGAUAUAUGUCUUUAUCCCGAUGACAGAGUUUUUGUGAGUGGUCUUUCUGUUGAUGCGCUCUUGUGCAUCAGUCAUCAAGGCUUAAUCCGUCCAUGCUUAAGAAUUGGGAUUAACAUUACAGCUACAGGAGUCCAUGGGGAAGUAGCUCUGUCUGGAGAAGAUGGCUAUAAUGACAGUGAAAACGGGGCAAAGGAGCUUGGAAGUGGCCUGGAAUUACCUUUGUCUGUUCAAGUGUGUUACCAGGCCUCAGACUUCUCAGGUUCAAAAGAGCUCACUUUCACACUGGCCUCCAUAUAUGACCAGGCAGCACAGAUGUGGAUGUCAUUGAUAGUAAUGCUGAGGAAUACUGAUUUUGGCAGUUUAGUCACAGUCUUCUCUUCAAAAGUCAACUUCACAAUCAAUGUGCCUGCAAUAGACAAAGUUUGUUCACAAGGUCUGGCCAUUGCACAGUGUAAAGUACCCAUUCUGUAUCCAGAAAUCAACCACAAAACAGGAAUGGCAGAACUACGUGUGGGUGAUCUAGCCAAUGAUGAAGCUCGUGACCUGAAGGCUUGCCAGAGGAUGGAGGAAGAUGGAACAUGUUCAGGUCUAGAAUGGGAGAAUCCACUGAUGAUUCCAAUGAGCUCUGUCGCCCCCUGUCUCUGCUUUCAGCUUUGGUGGAUGAAUGGACCUCGAAAGACAUUUUGCCCAUUUCUUAACAAGACAGUUCUCUCUGUCUCUAAUGUAUCUGUGUCUGUGGUGGAGUCUUUGACUUACGAUAGUGGAACGGUUAGUAACAACACUGCACUUGUUUGGAACGUCACUGCCCCCUGCAGACUGGAGGCUGACAUUCAUCUCUGCAAGAAAACCUCAGGUUCCAACAAAGACUGCCAUGUAACAGAUGAUCUUAGGAACAGCAGGCAUCAUAUUCACAGGCAUCAGCCUCCAAAAUGGAACUUUUGUAGUAAUACGCAGCACUGGCAAUUACAGGGCCAGUUUGUUCAAGUGGAACGUCACCCUUCACUCUGUGUGCAGAUAAAGAUUACGGGAAUUGAAGGCCAUUUUGACCCUGUCUGCCCUUUUGAAACUCCCAGAACACACUGGAGUUUGUUUCUGUUGGUAUCCGUGCUUGUCAUGUGUCUGGCAGUUUUGGGAGCUUAUGUUCUCCAGGGAUUACUCAAAGCAGGUUGGAUAUUCAAAUGGCUAAAAAUGGAUAGCACCAGCAGUAGUGUAGGAAAUGGUCAGGUGGUGCUGCUGUACCCUCCGGAUGCUGACAGUGCUGUUGCAGUGCUAGUGUGUCAUCUAGGUUCAGCUCUCUCCUCACUGGGAUUCGGCGUCUCUUUGGAGUUGUGGAGCCGCAAGGAGUUGAAUGCACUCGGCCCCGUCCCCUGGUUGCACUCACGUCUUCACCGCAUGCAGUGCCAUGGUGGCAAAGUGGUGCUCGUGCUCACCCAUGCCGCUUGGGCGCGAGCAGAGGAUUGGUCUCGAAGCAGAGGAGAGAAGACAGAGCGGCGAGAAAACUACUCUGAUGUUUUCGGUGCCUCGCUCAGCUGCAUUCUUGCCGACUACCUGCAGGGCCGUGCCGGUGAACGCUUUGCCCUGGUACAGUUUGAGACACAACCGGCCGUGCCCCCGAAUGAAAAGGGAUCCAUGCCUGAGCUUUUUCGUGGUCUUCCUCUUUUCAGUCUGCCCUCUCAGAGCUUGGGAUUUCUGACUGAGAUUACUCAUGGAGCUCAGAAAGGACAAAAAGAAAACAAAAGAGCUGAGAGCCGAAGAACAAGGGCCAGUGUUUUGAGAGCAGGAGCACGGAUCUUAGCAGGAACGCUGCGAGAGCUAACAGGGGAAGCAGGAUACAAGUUAACGGAGGUUUCUCAGGAUUGCAUAGGAUUGGAGAAAGAUGAUCCAUGGGUCACUAUACCUCUAACGCUAGAGCACUUGACUCCACCUGCUAGUCCAGAGUUACACAGUGACAACAGCACUGUCAAUUGAUUUCCUGUAAAUGAGUUGGAAAAUCAUUGAAGUGCAUAAGACAUUGUUUUGUUUUAACUCUGAUGUACAGUUUAAAACUAAGCAAAUCAGUGUCCCAAUGAGCCAGGCCAUGAUUUGACUCGUUAGCAGUACAAUACAAGAGUUACUAUCAUGCAGAGUUUUGCAGUUCUCCCUGUGUUUGUGUCUAUUUCGUCCAGGGUUUCCAGUUUUCUACCUCAGUUUCCAGUUGCCCCUAGGUGUGAAUGUGUGUGAAUGUGUACUGUGAAGGAUGGCAUUCACCUUAUCCAGGGGGAAUCUGAAUCCCUCAUAACUCUGACCAUGGUAAAGCGAUCACUGAAGAUGAAUGAAAAAAUACCAUAUUUUUUAUACUCAGUACUGUAGGAAGAGGAGAUUAAAAUGUAAUUGUCAUUUGGUGCACACUGUAGCUCUUGGGUGGUAUUUAGAGGAGUUCCUGUACAAUCUGGUUGCUUCACCAGAUUGUACAGGUUGAAUAUCGCUACAUUCAAAUCUAACCAAACUAAAACUAGACAUGAAAUGGCCAAUGGAAAGACAGGUUUCUUUCUUUCUUUUUUCUUUCUUUCUUUCAAAGAUUGUUGAUAUGGCUUGUACCUGUGAUGAUCUAUGCCGUAUUCGUCCAUCAGAACGAUUUAACAAUUUAUGUUAAAUAAAAUAAAAAUUGUGAUUUACUAUGAAAUCAGACAGGUAUUGGCUCAACAGGACAUCAGUUGCUAAGCAGUAACCAGAGCACUAGGUUAAAACACUACCAGAAUAUAAUCUGGAAUCUUCUGUGUAACAACAGCCAGUCGUGAUACAGAAAUUUCAUUUACAUCAGACAUAGAAUAAAUGAUUUUUCUUUUUUCUUUUUUGUAUGCUUUUCUUAUCUGUCCUGUUUGUAAAUAGUAAUCCAGUGUGUAAUGGGUGUUGCAUUUGUGUGUCUUUCAAAUGUUUUUCUUUUGUUUUUGUUUUUUUUCCAGAUUACUCCAAAGUGCCUUCUGUUUACCUCAAAUAAAUAAAUAAAUAAAUAAAUAAAUAAAUAAAUAAAUAAAUAAAA
Molecule: messenger RNA, 3662 nt
Organism: Tachysurus fulvidraco (yellow catfish)
Lineage: Eukaryota; Metazoa; Chordata; Actinopteri; Siluriformes; Bagridae
Product: interleukin-17 receptor C
Exons: 17
Coding region: 503-2611 (702 amino acids)
Molecular function (GO): interleukin-17 receptor activity
Source: RefSeq, a predicted model, not a curated record